GCGCGGCAGCAGCAUCGCGCCUUUACGUGGAGGCCAUCAACAAAUUAGCGAAACAGGCACAGCAGGGCACAUGGGGCGGUUCGGCGGAUAUCGGUUCGGCCCUUCUGCAGAUCGUCGAAGUGUACAAGGAAAUUCAAUCUCAGCAGAUGAACAUUUUAAAGGCGUUUUAUGUGGACCUUCUGGUCCCUCUGGAAACCAACUUGGAGAAAGACACUAAAGUUGUACAGAGCGAACAAAAGAGAUUUCUGCAGCAACAUAAGCAACGCUCCGAGACGUACAGCAAAGCGGCAGCUACAAUGAAGAAACAGCGGAAGAAGAACAAGGGCACCACCAAGACGGGGCUCGCCAUGGACAAGGAGCUCAAGAACAUGCAGGUGCUGGAAGAAGAGAAAUCCAAAUUAGACGCUUUCUGUGAACAGAGUCUGAAGACGGCCAUGACGCAGGAAAGACGGCGGUAUGGGUUUGUGCUAGAGCGCCAGUGUUCGUUGGCGAAACACUACUUGGCGUAUCACAGUCAGGGGGGCACAGUGCUGCAGAGACAUCUCGACGACUGGCAGGAGGUGGCCCAAACACGAGAGUUCCUCCCAGAACCUGUGGAAGCCAUGUUCACUAAUAGACUGCGGCAAGUGAGUUUCUGGCCAGACGAGGAUCUCUACUCAUCUCCCAGAAGUCCCAGUGUGGAGGAUGACCGUCUUUCUAUUGCAUCACAACUGAGGAAAACAAAGUCAAUGGAUGCCUCAUGCCUGGACAUGCGCUCCAUUAAUGAUGCCACAAGUCCCAUGAAACCUUUGUCCAGAGCAAAGUCAGACUUCAACCUAACUGCCUCCACACACUCCCUCGUGCACGGCCCAGACACUCCUUCAAGACCGAAAUCAAUGGCAGUUCCUGAUAGAGGACCAGGCUGGGACACCCAACUUGCCAGGGCCCUGUAUGCCUACCUGUCCAGUGGAGACAACCAGCUCAGUUUCCUUGAGGGAGACAUCAUUGCUCUUAUGGGUGAAAGGAACAAGGGUUGGCAGUUUGGGGAAAAUCUGAGAACUCAGUGCAGCGGUUGGUUUCCACUAGCAUACACAGAACUUCUUCUGGAUGACACAAGCUCUCCAACGCAUCAGAGGAUACAGAGCCUGGACUCCACUGGGUCCAGUACAGCUGCUACAACACCAGCAACGCCUACUGCUGGAGGUUUCAGCAUAACCUCUCAAAGUGGCCCAGGAGCUGGCAGCCAAGGCCAGCAGGCACAGCUGCAGCAACAGCCAAGCAGUCUGCUUUCGGGUAAAUCUGGAAUUGCCAGCCCUGAUACCACCACAGCGACAUCCCCUCGGCCCUCUGCCGCUACCACCCCAGUAACAAUGUUUGGCGACACUCUCCUGCACCACAGAGCCACCAAGCAGAUACGUCGUGGGACUACAAUUUCUGCUAGCAACGUUGGUCCCCCUCCAGCUCUUCCCGCACCUGUUCCCACACCAAAAGUUCCAGCUUCAUCGACGCUUCCCGUUGCACGAGGAGUGGCAGAUAGGCGUCUGAUACACCCACCUCCGAUGCCACCACUCCCACUGCUUGGAAAUGCAAAGAGACCACCAGGAGCUAUUGGAAGCGGUAUUGGGAAUGCCAGUCUCCACAGUAGUAAUGACAGUGGCUUCAGCAAUGACCCCCCUCCAGCCCCAGAGGUAGACUACUCUGAUGAAGACAGCACCAGCAGAAAGCCUCCAGACCAUAAAGCAGUGAGGCCACAUAAUGGAACACCAGAAGAUGAAGAUCCUUCUACACCUGUAAAUAUAGUGCAGAAACGCAAAAAGCAGCUGCUAUCUUCCGUUAGAGGCUGGCUUCUGUAUAAGUCAGCACUCGACCUCUGGGAUGAUGUGAACAGCCAGCAUGUGAAUAGUCUCCCAAACAGCAAGCAAGGAAAUGCAUCAACCAGUGCUCAACAUCCACUUGCUUUGCGCCAAUCAUCAAGUGUUGGACACCUAGCAACAUUGGGACGUUACAGUGGAGAUAAGAAUCAGGCUGCAAUGACUCUCCCAACAGAUAUCCAGCGACCUUUACCUAAAGAGAUAAAAUCAAUGGAACUCUUAACAUCUUCAGGAAAGAAAAGUUUUAUGAGCAAUGGUGCAGGAGGUGGUACAAUGGUAAAGAGGAGCAAAUCUCUGUGGAAAUUCAGGAGAUUUAAUCGAGAUGAUGAUGGUAUCCUUGAAGGAAUGUCUCUAUGGCAACAUCGCUCUCUUGUUGAUGUCCACAUUGCAGUGCAACAAGAAGAGGAGGCAACAUUGUCAACACCAACAACAGUAAAGAAAAAGUCAACAGGUACCAACACAUCCCAGAUAAUUGACCCUGAAUUACCUUCAAACAACAAGUGCCCAACUCCAGUCAUGAGAAUGAAACUUGUGCCUGUUAAAGACGAUCAGGGUAUUUUAAAUGGUAAUGUUGGCACACCUCCAAAACCUAUGGAGAGGAAAAGCAUAAAGGCAACUCAGAAUGGUGGGAUCUCUACAAAUAAAGAAAGCAAUGCCAGAAAUAAGAGUCCUGUGCCAACUUCAAAGAAGCCACCACCCAGAAAUAAUGUUGAUACCAAGGAUGAUGAUGGUUUGCUGAUACCAAGAUCAGUCCAGCAACAGUACUGUUCCUCUGAUGAGGAAGAUGAUGUUGAUGAUGAAGAAGAAGAAAACACUGAUCUUGAGAAUGGUGACAGUGAGUCAUGUAUUGUGGUGGAUGACCACAUGAAGGCUAAGAUUAGUUUAAGCAGAAGGCAGCAGAUUUUGAGGGAAGCCAGGGCAUCAAUUGAGAGAGGAACACUGUUACCUCGCACGAGGCUUGUGAAGGAACAUGGACGGAAAACCAGAGUGGAAAUCCCAAAUUCUGCAGAUGGGCUCUUGUACUAUGGACGUACCCUACAAUAUCGAUUGAAGAAACCUGAACGUGGGUCCAGAUUUGACCAAGUGUCAGAGAUCACAGGAAACAUAUACGGACCUUGGUAUGAUUUAUGGGGUGUUGAUUCAUCUGUUAGACAGUGAACUGAGUUGUGGAAUACAGAGACAAGGACUGUUUGAUAAAUUAGGUUACUCAUUACCUACAUAAUGAUGAUUUUAUGAUUUUCUUUAAAAUUACAUAUUAUUUUAUUACAUAUGGGCUGCUCCCUCCAUUGUCUGUAGAUUUUAACUCUCUCACUAUAUGCUCAAUUUCAGUACAUGACACUGUACAUAAUAUUGAAUUUGUAAUUUUACAGAAGUGUUUGUUUAUAAUAAAAGUUUACAUACCUAUUAUUUUCUUCAAGCCAGUUCAGUAACAUAAAAACACUUCUGUGUGCUAAUAAAUAGGUUGGGUGGUAUUAUAAAAACUCACUAAAACAUGUUGCAUGUGCAUGCUGCACCAUACCUUGACCUACUUUUACAUGUCUGAAAAAUGUGUAUUACAAAAUAUGAAUUAACCAUAACAAAUCAUUAAUUUCUGUUGUAGCAUAUGUUGCUGUUAUUUUAUUAU
This is a messenger RNA of Cryptotermes secundus, 3474 nucleotides long. RefSeq lists its product as uncharacterized. Gene Ontology annotation, cellular component: nucleoplasm; cytosol. NCBI's taxonomy places the organism in Eukaryota, Metazoa, Arthropoda, Insecta, Blattodea, Kalotermitidae. Gene Ontology annotation, biological process: actin crosslink formation; actin filament bundle assembly; plasma membrane organization. Gene Ontology annotation, molecular function: protein binding. The record is from RefSeq and is a predicted model, not a curated record.